CUUUCACCCCCUUCCAGUCCGAACACUUUCACCCCCUUUCAGUCCGGACACUUUCCCCCCCCUUCCAGUCCGGACACUUUCACCCCCUUCCUGUCUGGACACUUUCCCCUCCUUCCAGUCCAGACACUUUCACCCCCUUCCAGUCCGGACACUUUCACCCCCUUCCAGUCCGGACACUUUCACCCCCUUCCAUCCAGACACUUUCACCCCCUUCCAGUCCGGACACUUUCACCCCCUUCCAGUCCGGACACUUUCACCCCCAUUUUCCAGUCCGGACACUUUUACCCCCUUCCAGUCUGGAUACUUUCCCCCCCUUCCUGUCCGGACACUUUCACCCCCUUCCAGUCCGGACACUUUCACCCCCAUUCCAGUCCG
Molecule: messenger RNA, 375 nt
Organism: Staurois parvus
Lineage: Eukaryota; Metazoa; Chordata; Amphibia; Anura; Ranidae
Source: the annotation of a GenBank genome assembly